Molecule: messenger RNA, 2536 nt
Organism: Saccostrea cuccullata (small rock oyster)
Lineage: Eukaryota; Metazoa; Mollusca; Bivalvia; Ostreida; Ostreidae
Product: ras-related protein Rab-21-like
Exons: 6
Coding region: 174-800 (208 amino acids)
Biological process (GO): Rab protein signal transduction
Cellular component (GO): endosome; Golgi apparatus
Molecular function (GO): GTP binding; GTPase activity
Source: RefSeq, a predicted model, not a curated record
GAAGAAACCCGUGACCCCCGUUUUCAUGACGUACACAUACAGAAACGCCAUGUUUUAGCGAGAAGAGGAGAGUUUCUGUUAUGUCCAAGAUGAUUUCAUGUUUAAUUUUAACCUUGUAAACAAAAUAUCACAAGACCAUUGUGAAUUCCUAGUAGACAUUGUAAACACCAAUAAUGGCUGAUUCUGGUGGCCGGAACUUCUCCUUCAAAUGUGUGCUUCUGGGAGAAGGAUGUGUUGGGAAAACUUCACUAGUUCUGCGAUAUGUCGAAAACAAAUUUAAUGAUAAACACAUAACAACAUUACAGGCAUCUUUUCUCACCAAAAAGCUUAACAUUGGAGGAAAGAGGGUGAACUUAUCUAUAUGGGACACCGCGGGACAGGAGAGGUUCCACGCCCUGGGUCCUAUCUACUACAGGGACAGUAAUGGUGCAAUACUGGUGUACGAUAUCACUGACGAAGACUCCUUCCAGAAGGUGAAAAACUGGGUAAAGGAGUUACGGAAAAUGUUAGGAAACGAAAUCUGUCUGUGCAUAGCCGGAAACAAAAUAGAUUUAGAAAAAGAACGACAUGUGUCCGUGGCAGAAGCUGAAGCUUAUGCUGCGUCAGUAGGAGCAAAACAUUUUCACACGUCCGCAAAACUGAACAAAGGUAUAGAGGAGAUGUUCUUAGAUUUAAGUAAAGGUAUGAUAGAAAAAGCUGGGGAGGAUAAUAACAGAAAUCAGAGAGACGGGUCAAAUCGUAAAAGUGUGGUCGUGGUGGACGAUGAAGCACCAACACAGCAAAAAUCAGGAUGUUGUUGACGUUGUCGUCAUAGUGAUGUAAUAAGAAUUGAACUUGAAACAACUGGAGGUCUCUUUGAACUUAAUAUGUUAUAGGCUGUUUAAGUUCAGUAAGAUGUAUAAAACAGUCUGUCUUCACGUUUCAUGAAGCAUGACUGUGUGUACAUAGUGCUAAUAGGGAAAACAUUUGUUAGUAGUGUUUUAUGCUUUUAUACAUACAUGUAUCACAUUAAAUUGCACAUGUAUAAUGGAAGCAAAACAAAUGUUUAAUUUAUAAGAAUUCUUUUACUUAUUCCAGCUGUGGGUUUGUAAUUUUGGCAUUAAUUCUUUGGAUGCGAUGCAUAAUAUGUAUGGUGGGAUUUAGCCUACUGAGUAUGCAUUUCAGUUUUUUUUAAUCAUUGUAAAAAGAACAAGAAAAUUUCUUGUUCUGUAUAAAAAAAAAUUCUCUGCAGUAUAAUCUGCUGUAUAAUUGUAGUUGUGUGAAAUUGAAAUUAAAGAUUAUGAUUCAUAAAUAUGAAAAUAAAUGGGCGAUGAACAGGUCUUCACCAUUUAAAUGUGAACUAUAGAUGUGAAUAUUUCUUAAAACAUUUCCACAGAACAUUGUUUGUCCUUUCCUGUAUUUUGUCGGGCCAAUCUAACAUAUAAAUCCAUUCAUUGUUUUUUAAAAAAAUGCUUGCUUAUAUGGUAAGGUACAGAUUCUAGUUCAUAAAUUUUUCCUUUUAAUUUCAUUUUGAUUGUUGUGAAUCAUGUCAUUUUGUAUCAGCAAAGUUUUUUCAGAUUACUUCAAACUUAAUAUGGUAAAUUAAUGAUUUGUAUUUUAUUUAGUAAAAGGACAAGUCCUUUUAUGUUGUAGAUAUUCCUUACAUGUGCAUGUAUUGUACAUCAAAUCAUAAAUAAAAUAUAUUUGAAUGAAUAUAUAUGUGUCAUAAUGGAUAAUUGUUUAGUAAGUAAAAAAAACUUGUGUGAAUUAUUUUCACUUGCUUGAUCAUUGAAUUUCUGAAAUGGAACACAUACGUAUUUACUGAUCAUUUUUCUCAAUUAUUUAUGAAAUAUCAACUGUAAUCUGCAAAAAAUGCCAUACUUUCUUUUCCAUUUUGUAUGUUUUAUAUAAUCUGCUAAAUAAUAACAUAUACCUAACUGUUAAAUGUACAGUAUAUAACUUCUGAUAUGUCCAAAGAAUAUUGAUCAAUAACUGUUCCAUUUUUAUGAGUCAUCUUUAGCUUUAGACAGAUUUCAGCAUUUUGUUUGCUUUUGGUGUAAAAUAAUGCAUGGUGUAAUUUAUUAUAGAAAAGUGUUAAAUGAAGUGUUUGCACUAUUAUAUUCUGAACUUCAGAAAUGCUGAAUUUGCCAAAUUGAGCACCCAUGUUUUUCAGUAUGGAGUAUAUAAUGUUAUUCAGUAUUAAAAUAGUGACCUUACAGUUUGUAUGAUAAUUGAUUCAGGUUCCAUUUAGCUAUUAUUCCCUAAGGUAAAUUGUAAUAAAAAAAAAAUUUCGAAUGAUAAAAUCAGUUUCUUCAAUUUUUCUUCAAAUUCCUCAUCAGACCAAUAUUUUACCAUACUGGAUGCACAAGGCAAAUGCUGUGUUUUUGUGGUUUGUGAAAAAUAAAGUUUAUGAGCUUGUCCAUCAUUUUCCCACAGUCCCUUAAACUCUGUGGAUGGAUUGGGAUUACUAUUAACAACACUGAUUCGGGAGAGAUUUGCCUGAAUGAUUGUAUUGUAUUGUACUGGUAUUUUCUCUGGUUCGGAAGCAUUGCAUAGG